This is a messenger RNA of Dentiscutata erythropus, 773 nucleotides long. The record is from the annotation of a GenBank genome assembly. NCBI's taxonomy places the organism in Eukaryota, Fungi, Glomeromycota, Glomeromycetes, Diversisporales, Gigasporaceae.
CACAUUUUACAACGUCAUUAUCAUCGAAAAGGAAUAAAGUAACAGAAGAUCUUGAAGAGAUUGACCGUUCUCAAUAUCCUGGAUUAUUCUCUUCAGAGGACGAAUAUAAUAAUGACGAAUACAAUGAUGGCGAAUACAAUGAUGACGAAUAUAAUGGUGACGAAUAUAAUGAUGACGAUGAGCCGCAUAAUGACGCAGAUGAUGUGUGGUUUGUGGAUCCAUCAUACGAGAAUCUACAGGAAGAAAGCAUAGAAUUUAUACCAUUAUGGCAACGCACAAAUCAACUUUCAUCUACUUCAAAUGAACUUACAACCUCAUCUGAUAUUAUAAGAUUUUUGGAAGAUGAAGGUAUAGAAAAUAUUACUUUACUUGAUGUGAGAGAAAAAUGUGACUUUACCAAUUGGAUGAUAAUUGGUGAAGGAAAAACUAUUAGACAUUUAGUUGGAGCCGCAAGCAGUCUUUAUAAAAUGUUAAAAGAUAACAUAAAACGUCGGAGUGAAGAUCAAUCGAAUUCAUUUAUCAACAACUAUCCGAUCAUUGAAGGUCGAGAUUCGGACGAUUGGGUGUUAAUCGACUCAGGGAACAUUUUUAUACAUCUAUUCACUCCUGAAGCAAGAAAAUAUCGUAACCUAGAAGGACUAUGGGAGAAGGUGCUUAUACCAUCGUCUUCCGAAGAGAGAAUACGUCGAAUUGCUAAAGACAUGGAACAAGAAUUUAAGAAUUACGAUCCGAAGUUUAUUAAGCACCCUCCUUUAUCAGAUAGCAUUGAUUAA